AAAAAUUGGUAAAUCAAACAUGAAACGCCCCUCUAGCCUACGAAUUCAGUAUAUGACAGGUACAGUACAUCAGAAAAAUUCCGAGGUCGUUUCGUACUACUUAUGAGUUUAAAAAAAGAGGAUCUCUAGUAGAAGAAGAUGGACACCAUCAUCUCAAUGUCGUCGAGAUGCACCACAGGAAGACACAGGCCCACCACUGCUGGGCUUUCAACAGCGGCUGUUAUAGCAGCAUCGGCUUCUGUGUCUUCAGCAUCACGGAUGGUUUCUUUCCCGGUAUUGCCAGAAAGGUGUUUCCCUGUCGUACCAGAACGGGCGUCGAUUCUAAAUCAAGUGAAUGUGAAUGGGAUGCCAGCAGCUACUUCAGAAUCAGCACCGAUUAACAUGAAAGACACUGUUGAUCAUCUACAGUCUCCUGCUUCUGCAAUAAUCAUCAGUAGAGAAGCGGAUCAUGUACAGCCUACUCCUGCUUUAUCUGCCAUAAGAAGAGCCCUCGCGCUAGACGAAGCGAAUAUGGAGAUAUCCGCUGUUGUUGGCAUCGUCCUGUCCGGCAUUGUUACGAUGUUAUGCUGGGUAGCAUUUCGCAUCGUAUCCUCUGUAACUGGGCUAUAUUCAUCACGGUACUACAAUUCCGGUAUUUACCCUGAUCCACGAUGAAGGCUGAAGCAGGCUUUGACGCGUGUCAUCAAUCUUCUAAUGCUAUUUCUCAUCCGGCUGAUCUAUCGGAUGGAGGACGUUGCGUUUCAUGAGAUCGCUUAUGAUGUUGCGCAAGGUCAUCGAAGUGGAGAUAGCUAUAGGCGGUCGAAUUCCACGGCAAGGUAUGUCUACUUUCGCACUGUUUUGUUCAGGACGACGAGGUCGGGACAUGAUGGAUUAUGUUGAAACCUGUUGACAACAGUUGUAAUACGAGCCUCAGGGUUUGUAUCUUCAACAACGAUCAUGAACUCCUACUUUCACCUGCAGUGUUUCGCCUGGGGGGAUAUCAGACCUUCCUACCCCGAGGCAUAACUGCAUUCCGGUGAAGAGAAAAAGGCGACUUAUUCCCUACAGAACGAAUCUUUGGCGCGAUAUGCAGAGGCUCAAAGUCCUCAAAGUCGUCCACGGAGCUCUUCCUUCAGCGAAAUUGCCUUUAUGAAUCGGACUUGAGCCAAGUAUCAAUCUGUACCCCGCCAGCUUCCUUAUCCUUUCCUUCCUCCUCUAAUCCCGGUAUCUUUCUCCACUGGGAAACCACGUCUGCGCCUUCCAGCCGAAGAGAAAGUAGCCGCUGAGGUGCCAACCCCUCCGCCAGAAACGCAAUCCGCCCCAGCUUGUUCACCAUCGACUCCACCCGCGAAACCGGAAGAGGAGAAUGAUGUAGCUGGUGCAAGAAUCGAAGCUGGCGUGUAGUAAAUGAUGUGGAGGGUGGUAUGGAAGCCGGUGCGUUGGAGACGGUUCAGGAGGAGGUGGAAUGGAAGGUGGUGGGUGCUAGUGAAGCGGGUCUUCGAAGAUUUUUUCCCAUGGUGACUGCUUCGCUUGAUGCCGAGGCGUAGCAGGUUCGAAACUUGAGAAUCCCAUCGAGAUGUUUCUUACCAUAAUCUUCAUAGAUGUCUUUUAGUAUUGUCUUCUUGUUCUUCUUCUUACAGACUGCCUAUAAAAAGACGAGGUCGCAUUAU
This is a messenger RNA of Amoebophrya sp. A25, 1649 nucleotides long. The record is from the annotation of a GenBank genome assembly. Lineage: Eukaryota; Dinophyceae; Syndiniales; Amoebophryaceae.